Messenger RNA from Emiliania huxleyi CCMP1516, 567 nucleotides. RefSeq lists its product as hypothetical. The transcript has 2 exons. NCBI's taxonomy places the organism in Eukaryota, Haptophyta, Isochrysidales, Noelaerhabdaceae. The record is from RefSeq and is a predicted model, not a curated record. The coding region runs from base 1 to 237 and encodes 78 amino acids.
AUGUCGCUGGCGAGAUCUCUGCUGCUGCUGCUGCUGUCGCUGCCCGACCCCGUGUUUGACGACACGUACGAGUACAAGGGCCGCUCCAAGGUUGGCUUUGUCACCUACGCGGAGCUGCUGAAUGCGCGCAUGGCGAUGAUGGGCUUCACGAUUCUGUUCCUGCAGGAGCUGCUCUUCGGGAAGGGGGUGCUGCAGAUGUACGGGCUGCCCUACGACUCGGGCGCCUUCCUGGGGUAGGCGGCGGGUGCGCGGUGUUUCAUGGUGCGGCUGGAUGCCGAUCUGUUGUUGUGUCGCGGUCGUGGCGGUGUGAGGGCUUGGUUGCCGUGUGCACGCACGCGUGUGUGCGGCGUCCCGACUCGUCGCCGCGUGCACGACGAAGUGCGUGCGCCGGGGGUCACCACCUCGUCCGCGAGGAGUGUCUCCCACAGCCGGCGGGCGUGAACGAUGUCAUGAUGUCUUUCAGACUCGGCUCUUUGCGCGAAAACGGGCCGUGCGGUACGGUGUUGUGGCUCUUGUGCCCUGUUCCUUCCGGCCUUCGUCCGCACAUGAUCGUUUCGUGCGAUAAAC